UGGGCCCCCGUACCGCCUCCUCAUGCUGCUGCCAGGCCCCGUAAUCUGCCAUGGGCCCCCGUACCGACUCCUCAUGCUGCUGCCAGGCCCGUAAUCUGUCAUGGGCCCCUGUACCGCCUCCUCAUGCUGCUGCCAGGUCCAGAGUGUCUCAUUGGGUCCCUGUACGGCCCUCCCAUUGCUGCUGUCUCCAUCGCCACACUCUGCCAUGUGCCACUUUCAGGUCUCCUUACAACUGCUGGUGGGUUCCAUUUUGUCAUAGGGUGCUGUAUGGCCAUUCCCAUUUUUAUUGCUGCUGCCUCCACCGCCACACUGUGGCCCAACACUCUGGUUUUAGGCCUCGUGACUGCCCAAAUGAGUGAAGUGUGCGGUGAUUCUAAGAUCAACGGCACUCAUCUGCAUGUCAUACUGACUGACAGUAUUAUUUUCUUCCUCCCAGCAGACUCCAAGGGCAUUUUAAAAUUAAGGGUACCAGUGUUCUGCACAUAAUAUAA
Molecule: messenger RNA, 491 nt
Organism: Staurois parvus
Lineage: Eukaryota; Metazoa; Chordata; Amphibia; Anura; Ranidae
Source: the annotation of a GenBank genome assembly